AUGAAUCGUACAUUGGGCGAUAUGAAAAGAGCAGAGGAGAUCAAGGAAAUGGACCCCGUUUCAAUUAAGAUUCGUGACUGGGUUGCUGGGAAGGAGCGGAAUAUUCGCGCUCUUCUAGGAUCUUUGAACGAUGUGCUCUGGGAGGGUGCUGAAAAGUGGCAGCAGCCUCGAAUGGCCGACUUGCUUACUGCAGCUCAGGUGAAAAAGAGUUACUACAAAGCAUGCUUAGUUGUGCAUCCAGAUAAGCAAGUUGGAGAAGAACACGAAAAACUCGCAAGAGCGAUAUUUACUGAACUUAAUGACGCUUGGAAUGCAUUUGAACAGGCUGGUAGUCAGUCGCUGUAG
This is a messenger RNA of Strongylus vulgaris, 345 nucleotides long. The record is from the annotation of a GenBank genome assembly. NCBI's taxonomy places the organism in Eukaryota, Metazoa, Nematoda, Chromadorea, Rhabditida, Strongylidae.